Messenger RNA from Triplophysa rosa, 1674 nucleotides. RefSeq lists its product as uncharacterized. The transcript is spliced from 10 exons. Bases 295 to 1179 code for a protein of 294 amino acids. The record is from RefSeq and is a predicted model, not a curated record. NCBI's taxonomy places the organism in Eukaryota, Metazoa, Chordata, Actinopteri, Cypriniformes, Nemacheilidae.
UUUCUUUGUUUUGGCACUAUUUGGUGUUUUUGACCAGAAUCGGAUGGAUUCUCAAGCAAAAUGUUUGAUAUUUGCAUUAAGUGUGAGACUGUGAGAGCCACACAAAACUCUGAAGAGUCCUUUAUGACGUGACAGCGCGUGCCUAGGCUACGCUCUCUCCCUCAAAGAUCUUAUCAGGUGUUUACUUCAUCCGCGAGCGUUCUCGGCGUUUUGAAGGAGUUUAGAUAUCUUGCAAAAUUUACGAUUUGUGUGAUUUCGGCCAUAACAGAUCGUAAAGCAUCAGCGUGUGAGAAAAUGUCCAAAUUUGUACCUUUCCAGCGGUCCUCACACCUCCCUCCCUUCACCAUUAGAGGACUUGGUGGACAGCACCCACCACCACCAGCUUACAGGAGCUACGACAUGCAAUCCGAGGGCUGCAAAUUUCUUUACGGCACCUCAAAGGAUUGUGGGAACAUUAGUUCCCAGCAGUCCAAACCCCUUCCUACCUUUAACAUCAGAGGUGCUGGUAAGAGGUGUAAAGAUCUGUUCCCCAUCACAAAGGGCUGUGGGAACAUUAUUGAUUCCCAGCAGUCGUACGACCUCCCUUCCAUAAACAUCAGAGGUGCUGGUGUACAGCAGGCAAACUCACCAGCUGAGAGGUGUAGAGAUCUGUUCCCCAUCACAAAGGGCUGUAGGAACAUUAUUGAUUCCCAGCAGUUCGACAAGCUCCCUCCCAUAAACAUCACAGGUGUCGGUCUGCAGCGCCCUCGCCCACCAUCUGAUGUAAAACCUGAGGGCCAAAAAAUUCUUCCCAGCAUCUCGAAGAAAAAGGAUUGCGGGAAGAUUAAGGGUUCCCUGCAGUUCAUAGAACUUCCUCCGUUAAACGUCAGAGGUGUCGGUCUGCAGCGCCCUCGCCCACCGUCUGAUGUAAAACCUGAGGGCCAAAAUAUUCUUCCCAGCAUCUCGAGGAAAAAGGAUUGCGGGAACAUCAAGGGUUCCCAGCAGUCCAAAGACCUGCUUCCGUUAAGCGUCAGAGGUGGACCAGCGCUUAUCAAACAUUCCUUCCUGAAGAAGAGCGUGUAUUCUCAAGCAGGUGUAAAAAACGUCGUGGAAUGUCCAAAAAUCCAAAUAUCUUGGAUGUCGUGUCGAGAAACGACAGCGAAGAAAUUGUGUGCUACACUCCCUGCAAGGAAUCGUUGAUAGCUGGAGGAAUCUUGGAAAACCCUGAAAGACCCUCUGAGAUGUCUCAUGUAUUGUCAGGUGAAGGAGAAAGGAAGGUGGGGAAGAGAGACAUGACAGAGCUGAAUUCGAUUCCAGGUUACCUUUUACAUAUGGCCUUCGGCACAACAGAUUUGGUUUAUGAGUCACUUUUUACUUUAAGGUUGUCCCAAACUUUUUGGGAGCUGUUUGUUUCAGCCAUUUUGUCUCUAUCCCCAUGUUAGCACAUACAAUUUAGUGCGUAAGAAGUCCUGUUUUUUUCCCUGUUGUAUUUUCUCAUUUCCAUUUUACUGUCCUCUCACUGAAUAAAACCUCAAUUUGGCAUUCAAGGGGCUUCGGGAUUCACUCAUUUGGGCAGCCAAACAGAACACAAAUACUCCCCACCCACUCAAUUAGAGGAAGUCUCUCCAAAACAAACUUGGGAAGCAGGUUUCAAAAGACCAUGCAAUGCUUUACUAAGCCUCAUUCUAUGCUAAG